Molecule: messenger RNA, 570 nt
Organism: Danaus chrysippus (African queen)
Lineage: Eukaryota; Metazoa; Arthropoda; Insecta; Lepidoptera; Nymphalidae
Source: the annotation of a GenBank genome assembly
UUGCUUCAGAUAUUUGUAGCCAACACGGUGGCGCGGCUGCAGCUGUAUAUGAAGCAACUAAGCAACUCUUUGGAUGAGACGGCCACACAGGCGCUGAGCGACUCGCCGGAGUAUGAGAGCAAGCGUCUGCAGCUGACCACUCUAUACAACAGACUGGAGGCGGCCAUCAGCCCGCCCUUCAUGGAGGCUCUCACUAUGAUGGAUGCAGGUAACUGUGCUGCACCACCAACCAUACAUUCUGACCCCUCCUCUCCUCUCUCUCUAUAUAUAUCUGUCUCUCUCUCUCUCUCUCUCCGUCAGAUCGCUCGUCGUCCUACGUGUCCCUGUUCGUGUCAAUGUCCCGCGUGUCGUCAGCUGUUCGUUGUUGGCGUCGAGCGUCCGCCACAACCCGCGCCUCACGCUGGACCAGACUCACGACACACACACCGCGCGCAGCCACACACCUGCUCAUGGAUGAUGUACACGCGCAGGUACAGGGAGACACAGACAGACACAGAGAGACACACAGACAGAAGUAGGUACAGAGACAGGGAGAGACACAGAAGUGGACACAGACAGACACAGAAGUAG